AUGUUCGCAUCCGCACAAGCGCAUCAGGCGUGGCGCGCCCUCACCCUCGCCCUCGUCAGCAUGCUCGUUUGGUGCUCGCCUUCAGCACUCGCGAGCCCAACAUACGCACCGCUCGAGUCUCGCUCCCAAUCUCCCUUCCUCUCACCCGGCGCCUCCACCGAAAACUACGAUGCCGCCGGCGUGCAACGGGUCAACGUCACCCUCGCCGUCAUGUCGCGAUGUCCGGACGCCCUGGCAUGCGAGGCCGCCUUCGACAAGGUCUUGGACCGCGUAAACGCAAAGACCCGCCUCACCAUGACCUACAUCGGCACUCCCGACAACGACAAGCGCCAACACAGGUACGGCGCCGUCUGCAAGCACGGCGAACAAGAGUGUGCCGGAAACGUACAGCAACUCUGCGUCCAGGACGCGCUCAACCCCGUACGCGCUGGCGAAGACUUUGACCUCAGCCCCAGCGCCGCUCAGAAGAAAUGGUGGAACUUCCUCCAGUGCCAGAACUACGCCGGACUCGCCAAAAUCGGCGACGAAGAUCUCGCACAGCGAUGCCUCCGCCUCAUCGAUGGCCCCGCCUGGCAGAAGGACGGCAUUGCAGACUGCGUCCACGGUAAACACGGCCGUAAAUUGCUUCAGCGCAGCGUCAAAGCCUCCCAACGCGCCAACACCGGCACCUCGUGCACCAUCGUCUUUGAAAGUGGAAAGCGCUGCAUCCGCGACGGAGGCGCUUGGAAAAAUUGCGACCUCGGUCACGAACCCGCCGACUUUGUCGCAGAGAUCGAACGCAUCUGGUCCGACAAAAACGCAAAGGCAAAGCUCGACCAAUCUUCCAGCCCGCUCGCUAGCCAAACCAUCCCGCAACCUCCAAGCAGACUCAACAAGCGACAGUCCUCUACCUCCUCGGCACCUCCCACCCAGACCGACUACAACAAUCCUUUCGCAGGCUCGCGUACUCCGCCUAGCGUAUUCGUAAGUUCCAUCAAAGACCGCACUUCCCUCCCACACAACGCCUCUACCUCCGAUCCACGCCAGCUGCCACUCUUGGCGCCCGCUCUCGUACAGCCCGCAGUGCAGGCUCUUGCCACUCUGGCCCCUUGUUCACCAGCUCAUCAUGUCCAUCCUCUAACCAUGCUACCUCGUCCUUUGUCGCACCCGCACCCCCUUGCCUCCACGCCCCACUUUCGCGAUGCAGACCCUGAUCAUUGCUCCUCCAACCCUUUCCCGUUCUCAGGUCCUAACCUUCCCGUUCCCUUCCUCGCCUUCGCCGUAACAGCCAUCGCCCUCUUUGUCAUCGUCGUCUGCUUCGUACUCUUGAGGAUCGUCAUGCGCAACCGCCGCCUACGUCGACUCGGCCUGCUUCCCGACGGCCCCUUCGACCGUCUCCUCGGACCAACAAGAGAGAUCGAAGACACCCUGCCCCCGCCCAAGCUGCUCGAGGCCCGCAUCGCUCACGACUUCCGCCCCACUGCCCUCGACGCCGAUGUCAAGGCUCGCGGCUGGGACGCCGUCAUGCCCAUCUCGGCCGCAGUCCCACCCGUCCUCUACUCGGACCUUUUCCCCAACAACGCCAAAUCCAAAGGUCAAGACAACACCACCAACACUGCCAACGGUCAAGUGCCAGGCGAGGGACAGGCCGCUGACGGCGCAGCCAGCCACUCGUAUCCGCCAACCUCGGCAUCCUCGGGCGGAUUGACGCGUCGUCUGCACGUCCCGUCGUUCCUCCGUCGCAAUGGCGACGCAAGUCACGCCAGCGAAGGCGCAGAUGACAGCAGCCAUGGCGCUCUCAACGAAUCAGGCGCAGGCGUCGCCGAUGGAGACUCUAAGCGUGCGCUUCCCGACACCAGCACUCCAGCCUCGGUCAACGUCACCGUCCUCAUCGCCAUGCCGUCGCAGCGCACCGUCUUCCCGUCCGCGCACAUCUCCAACAAUGCAUCGGCACUCAAGUCGCAGCGAUCGCUCAAGCUGGAUCCGGCUGCCGCGGCCAAGAUUGACGAGGUGGAGGAAGGCGCCGACGACGCCUCUCGCAGCCUCAGACGCACCGCCAGUAUCAAGAGCUUCCGCACCGCCGCUUCCGCCAAGAGCAUCGGCGACGCGCGUAGGGAGGCCUUCUUCAACAAGAUGAAUCAGGACGAGGGGAACACGGCCAACGCGGCCGACAUCCACAACACGCAUCUUGACGAUGAAGACGAGGAGGAACUGCCAGAACUCGUGUUUGGAACCGCCAGCGUACCCAUCUUCACUCGCAUCCACGGUUCCGCAGCCGGACGCGAGCCUUUUGCUGGCACGUCGGAAGCCUACCAGCCGCUUCGAUCCGAACUCAUGCGCCUCGUCACGAACGCGCACGAGGCGCGCGAGCGCAAGGCUGCUAUGGAGGCCGCUGCCAAACAGGCCGAGAAGGACGCGUCCAACGAAGACGACGGUCAGACCACCAUCGACGCGCGGUCCACAACCCAAGGCGGCGUUGCGGCCAAUGCCCGAAAUGCGGAUGGCACCACCAAUGGCCCUCGUGUCAGCGGCAGCGAAACGAUCGAUAGCGAGACCGCUGCUGUCAUCGGGGCUCCGGGCUUGUCCACAGUCCCUGCUGCAGCUCAUCAGGAAGGGCUUGGCGACGUGGUGACACGAAUGAUGAUGCCCGAGCCCAUGGUGACACAGCACGGCAACGUCGCGCUGGGAGCAGACCCCGUGCCUGCAUCUGCCAUCAAUGGUCCGUUGACGCGCUUCUCGGAAGACCCGCGACCUAGUAUCGGUGUCAAUUCGAACCUGUCUCGCGACGAGAUGACUACUCCUGCGCCUGGCGAUGGUCCCGGCGGCUACAACACGUCGACACUCACGCUUGAUCCGUUGCUCGGCGACCGUGCCGGCACUUACGGCGGCGCAGACCAACACACCGCCGCUGCUGCAACGAGGACAUCGUCCUAA
This is a messenger RNA of Moesziomyces aphidis, 2913 nucleotides long. NCBI's taxonomy places the organism in Eukaryota, Fungi, Basidiomycota, Ustilaginomycetes, Ustilaginales, Ustilaginaceae. The record is from the annotation of a GenBank genome assembly.